GCAUGUGCAACUAUACCUGGCAUGGCUCUCGGUGGCCACAAACGACGGACGGACGGACGGCCUGCCGGACAGACAGGCUUCAAGUCCAGUCCACCAAAUUGUACUUGAAUAUUGGUUCUGCAUCCUGCAGUUGCUUCAAGCCUUUCUUUACAGGGAACAGGUACUCCGCCUCCCUAUGCUAUGAUUCCCAAUAAGCAUUGGCUGUAGCUGUUGCCUCCUGCCCUGAUCCCUGACAUCGAUCGGCUGCUUGCUUGCUUUCUCUGUCCUCAGUAGUGUUUCUUUGCUGCUUGCUCGGAGUUUGACUUGUGUGAGUCCAUCCUUGUGUGCCUGUUCUAACUCUGAUGACUCUUAAAUCCAAUCUAUCUUCCGAGUGUGGUGUGGAUUCUUUACUUGAACAUACAGCCGCACUUCCAAGAUCCUCCCCUACUUCUCUGUCUCGUUCUCACAAGUUCCACAUCUGCUAUCCCUUUUUCAUCCUAGGAAUUGACCAAGCACGCCCUUAGCUUUAUGAUACGUACGUAUCUUGCAGGGGAGGGGACGGACAAAUCACAAAUGGAGAUUAUUCCAUCAUGGCAACUCGAUUCGUUUCUUGAGGUGCUAUGCAAUCCAAUCCAAUCCAACGGCCCCUUCCACAGCUACCGCAAAAGAUGGAUGUGGUGAGCUUUCCGACAUCUAGCUAGCUUUGCUUGCUUGCUUGCACAAGUCCGUCCGUCAGUCAGUCAGUCAAUCCCCACUCUUCACAGUAGACUAGAGAGAAGAGAUCAGAGCUCUGAUCUUGGACUUGGCCACAGAAAUGGAGAAGAUCAAAGCUGCGGCCUAUUUGCUAUUCUUCUCCUUGCUUGUGUCUCACACACUUGGCUCAUGUGCUUCCAUCAAUCAACAAGGGAAAACUCUUUUCAGAUCUGGAGCAGAUACACCAGCUGGAUCUUCCUCAAACCGGGGACUGAGUUGCUCAGACGAAGGCAAGGCGGUGACCUUAAAAGGUAGGAGUGUCAUCCAGAGACGGCUCCUACAUCAAUGGGAUCACCAAGUUGCAGAAUCACCCAAGUCUAAUGGAAAUGGAUCUGAAAGAAGGACGAUACCCCACUGGGCCAUCCACACAUUAGCCAUCAGUGGAGCAGUUCUCUUUGUGGUUGCAUCUGCAACCGCCAUGUAUCUACUCUUUUCUCGUCGAAAGAAGGAUAAUACUGUCAUGCCUUGGUCUACUGGGCUCAGUGGACCGCUCAGGAAAGCCUUCGUGGCAGGUUAUGGGAAGAGCACAUUGCAUCAAAAUUUCCUAUAAUUUGAGUUUUCAGGAUAGAAAAUACUACCAACUUUUUUUCCUAGACAUAACCUAAGUUGUUAAAUUUUCUGUACCUUGUGGACAGGUGUUCCUUCU
Molecule: messenger RNA, 1378 nt
Organism: Panicum virgatum (switchgrass)
Lineage: Eukaryota; Viridiplantae; Streptophyta; Magnoliopsida; Poales; Poaceae
Exons: 5
Coding region: 794-1282 (162 amino acids)
Source: RefSeq, a predicted model, not a curated record